AAGCAAUUCAUUGUAAUGUACUUAGCUCCUCAUUCGUCUGCAACCUUGAGCUCAAUUCCAAGACUUACACAAGGUAUAUACGCAGUGGCGGAGUCAGAAAUUUUAUUCAGGGAUCUUUUGACCGGCACGAGAGUGAGUGAUUAAUUAAUCAUGUGGCGGCUAAAGAUUGCCGAUGGAGCAGGUGAUCCUUACUUGUUCAGCACGAAUAACUUCACGGGGAGACAAACGUGGGAGUAUGACGCCGACGCCGGCACCGAUGAAGAGAGAGCGGAGGUUGAAGCGGCGCGUCUUAACUUUUAUAAUAACCGUUAUAAAGUCAAGUGCUGCUCCAACCUAAUUUGGCAAUAUCAGAGUCUAAGAGAGAAGAAUUUUAAACAAACUAUACCGGCGGUGAAGAUAGAGAAUGGGGAGGAGAUUACACACGAUAAGACGACAACUGCAAUGAGAAGAUCCGCUCAGUUGCUAUCAGCUUUGCAAGCCGGCGAUGGACACUGGCCUGCUGAGAAUGCUGGUGUUAAUUAUUUCACUCAGCCUAUUGUAUUCUGUCUCUACAUAACUGGCCAUCUUAAUACUUAUUUCCAUGCUGAAUAUCAAAGAGAAAUCCUUCGAUAUUUGUACAAUCACCAGAAUGAAGAUGGAGGGUGGGGCAUAGACAUAGAAAGCCACAGCAGCAUGUUCUGCACAGUUUUGAGCUACAUCUGCAUGAGGAUGCUGGGUCAAGGACCCGACGGCGGUCGAGACGAUGCCUGUGCCAGAGCUAGAAAAUGGAUCCUUGACCAUGGUGGUGCCACUCAUAUUUCCUCCUGGGGAAAGACUUGGCUCGCGAUACUUGGUCUAUAUGACUGGUCUGGAUGCAACCCAAUGCCUCCUGAGUUUUGGAUUAUGCCUUCUUUUGUUCCUGUUCAUCCAUCAAAAAUGUGGUGCUACUGUCGACUGGUGUACAUGCCAAUGUCAUACUUGUACGGCAAAAGAUUUGUUGCAAAGACCACUCCUCUCAUUUUGGAAUUGCGAAAGGAAAUUUUCGUCCAGCCUUACCACUCUAUUAACUGGCACAGUGUGCGCCAUCUCUGUGCAAAGGAGGAUCUUUACUAUCCGCAUUCGAAGAUCCAAAACUUUAUGUGGGAUAGUCUGUACAUAGCAUCGGAGCCAAUUCUGAACCGGUGGCCGUUGAACAAAUUGGUCAGAGAAAGGGCUAAUCACGCCACAAUUCAGCUCAUUCAUUAUGAAGACGAGAACAGCCGUUAUAUUACAAUCGGAUGUGUCGAAAAGGCGCUGUGUAUGCUUUCUUGUUGGGUCGAAGAUCCUGAUGGUAUUUGCUUUAAAAAGCAUCUCGCCAGGGUUCCUGAUUACUUGUGGCUUGCUGAAGACGGCUUAAAAGUUUCGGGUUUUGGAAGUCAGUCGUGGGACGCCAAUUUUGCAUUUCAAGCUCUGUAUCUCUCAAAUCUUGGCGAUGAAAUCAUGCCCACACUAGCCAAAGGAUAUGAUUUCAUUAAACAAACUCAGAUAAAGGACAAUCCUGCAGGAGACUUUAGAACAAUGUUUCGACAUAUAUCGAAAGGAGCUUGGCCUUUCUCCGAUCAAGAUCACGGUUGGCAAGUUUCUGAUUGUACCGCAGAAGGCCUUAAGUGUCUUCUAUACGCGGCACAGUUGCCCACGAAAAUGAUUGGUGAGAAAGCAGAGGAUCAGCGCGCAUUCGAUGCUGUCAAUGUUAUACUCUCCCUGCUGGGUAAAAAUGGCGGUGUAUCAGCUUGGGAGCCGGUGAGAGGUUCCAUUUGGUUAGAGAAACUCAAUCCGAUGGAGUUUUUGGAGAACAUCGUGACCGAGCAUCAAUACGUGGAAUGCACGUCAUCAGCAAUAGAAGCCCUAGCCAUGUUUAAGAAGGUGUACCCCGGUCAUAGAACCAAAGAAAUCACCAACUUCAUUGAAAAGGCAGCUCAAUAUGUACAAAACAUUCAGACAGCAGAUGGUUCUUGGUACGGAAAUUGGGGAAUUUGCUUCAUUUACGGGACAUGGUUCGCACUUGUCGGACUCUCCGCUGCUGGUAAAACUUACAACGAUUGUCCGUCGCUGCGCAAAGGAGUUGAUUUUCUGCUCAAAAACCAGUGCAAAGAUGGCGGUUGGGGAGAGAGUCAUCUUUCCUGCCCAAACAAGAUAUACACACCUCUCGAAGGAAAACGAUCCAAUAUAGUUCAUACUGCUUGGGCAAUGUUAGGUCUAAUACAUUCCGGCCAGGCAAAGAGAGACGCAACUCCUCUUCACAAGGGUGCAAGAUUGUUGAUCAAUUCUCAACUUGAAGAUGGUAGCUUCCCUCAGCAGGAAAUAACGGGAGCAUUCAAGAACAACAAUAUGUUACACUAUCCGUUAUACAAGGAUUGUUUUCCAUUGUGGGCACUGGCUGAGUUCCGUAAACACUGUUUGUUGCCGUCAAACAAGAGUUUUUAGUUUUAAAAUUAAAUUUAAUCGGUCCACCUUUGACCAACCAAGUGUACCAUUAAUUAUGUAAUUUAUUCAUCAUCCUUUUGUUCAGUUCCUACAUGUCAUCAUAUUGGUCUGUUGUAAAUUCACACCAAAUGUAAUCCACUCCCUCCAUAUAAAAGAAACACUAUUUUUGUCUA
Molecule: messenger RNA, 2615 nt
Organism: Mercurialis annua (annual mercury)
Lineage: Eukaryota; Viridiplantae; Streptophyta; Magnoliopsida; Malpighiales; Euphorbiaceae
Product: beta-amyrin synthase-like
Exons: 17
Coding region: 151-2442 (763 amino acids)
Biological process (GO): triterpenoid biosynthetic process
Cellular component (GO): lipid droplet
Molecular function (GO): beta-amyrin synthase activity
Source: RefSeq, a predicted model, not a curated record